AUGAAUCGUUCCGGUGUUUCUUUGAAUUCUGAACAGAAAAUGAAAUUAAUUGAAGCUAUACAUGAACGUCCACAAAUUUGGGACAGUUCUUACGAAGGUUUUCGAAGCAAUCCGACACGUCAGGGUGCAUUCAAUGAAGUUGCUGAAUUGCUUUCUGAGGGCGGAACGGAAAUUUUUACAAGAAUUCAAGUGCAAGAAGAGUGGGGGAAACUUCGUUAUUGUUUUACUCGAAUAGUCAAAAAACUUUAUGAUGAAGGAUAUAUUAGCCCAAACGGGACUGUUUUACAAUUAAAUCCGGACCAUCAAUUAAUUACUUGGCCAUAUUGGCAGCCUAUGAAUUUUUUGUUGGAAGGAGUGGCUUUGCAAUUGUGUAGUACUCGAGGGGGAGGGGGUGGAGGAAGUAAUUAUGGGGGAGAUGAUGGAGUUGGAGAUGUUAACAAUAAAGGGAAUACACGUCAAAAUAGGUGUUUUUUAAUUGUUUUUGAAUUGAAAUUAGACAGUCGGGUUUCAUUUAAAUAA
Molecule: messenger RNA, 519 nt
Organism: Meloidogyne enterolobii
Lineage: Eukaryota; Metazoa; Nematoda; Chromadorea; Rhabditida; Meloidogynidae
Source: the annotation of a GenBank genome assembly